This is a messenger RNA of Closterium sp. Naga37s-1, 882 nucleotides long. NCBI's taxonomy places the organism in Eukaryota, Viridiplantae, Streptophyta, Zygnematophyceae, Desmidiales, Closteriaceae. The record is from the annotation of a GenBank genome assembly.
AUGUCCUGCUUACCUGCGACUCCUCCAGCGCUGCAGCAUGUGAGAGCGCGAUGGCCACUUGGUCUGCCACUGCUUCCACCAUCUCCACCUCGUGCGGCUGCCACUGCCUGGUGGGUGGGGGGAGACAAGGAUAGGGAUUGUGAAAGGCAGGGGGGGAAAGAGGGGGGACACGGAGCGCGCGCGUGGACCAAGGCGCGCGCGUGGACCAAGGCGCGCGCGUGGACCAAGGCGCGCGCGUGGACCAAGGCGCGCGCGUGGACCAAGGCGCGCUCGUGGACCAAGGCGCGCGCGUGGACCAAGGCGCGCUCGUGGACCAAAGCGCGCUCGUGGACCAAGGCGCGCUCGUGGACCAAGGCGCGCUUGUGGACCAAGGCGCGCGCGUGGACCAAGGCGCGCUCGUGGACCAAGGCGCGCGCGUGGACCAAGGCGCGCGCGUGGACCAAGGCGCGCUCGUCGACCAAGGCGCGCUCGUGGACCAAGGCGCGCUCGUGGACCAAGGCGCGCUCGUGGACCAAGGCGCGCUUGUGGACCAAGGCGCGCUCGUGGAUCAAGGCGCGCGCGUGGACCAAGGCGCGCUCGUGGACCAAGGCGCGCUCGUGGACCAAGGCGCGCUCGUGGAUCAAGGCGCGCGCGUGGACCAAUGCGCGCGCGUGGACCAAGGCACGCUCAUGGACCAAGGCGCACGCGUGGACCAAGGCGCGCUCGUGGACCAAGGCGCGCUCGUGGACCAAGGCGCGCGCGUGGACCAAGGCGCGCACGUGGACCAAGGCGCGCGCGUGGACCAAGGCGCGCGCGUGGACCAAGACGCGCUCGUGGACCAAGGCGCGCUCGUGGACCAAGGCGCACUCGUGGACCAACUCGCUCGCUUGGACCAGGGCUUGA